AUGGGGAAGAAGGGCAAGAAGAAGAAGGCGGCAGCGCCAGAGCCGGUAGAGGAAAUCCCGGCCGACCUCAAGGAGCUGACGAUCCCGAAUCUCCGAGAUCGAAUCGAUGCCUUCCAGUAUCGUCUCAGCAAGGCGGCAAAGGACAGAAAUUACAUGCAGCUGGAGAAAGACAUGGUGAACAGGUUCUACGAGAUCACCAAGUCAGAGGUCAAACAGGUGGAGGCCGAACUACUAAACAUGGAUCGAAAGAUGGAGAUCUUGGAACGUGAUUUCCGAGUCCACAUCAAAGUCCACGAGCAAAAGGUGCAAAACCUGGAGUACGAACACAAGGAAGCCAAGAGGCAGGUGGGUGAGAAUGGUGACAUGGACCUCCAAAAAGCGCGCGACCUGCACUCGGAGCAGCUCCUCGACAUGAACAAGGAGAAGCUGGAGCUGAAACGGGACAUCCGGGAAACCCAGCUGGAGAACGAGGACGAGGUGAAGAUGAUGCUGCAGGGCUUCGCGAAGAGACUUCAGAAUCUUCGCGACACCUUCGAGCAGAACCAUCUUUCCCUUCAGGCUCAGUACGAGGAGCAGGUGGAGCAGCUGAAGAUUGAUUUAGAGCUCCGGCGCAAGGUGGAGAUCCACGAGAUCGAGGAGCGCAAAAAUCAGCAUAUCAACGAGCUUCUCUUCAAUCACCAGGAGGCUUUCGAUGAGAUCAAGGCCUACUACAACGACAUCACCCAUGACAACCUGCAACUAAUAAAGUCUUUGAAGGACGAAAUCUUCGAGAUGAAGGAAAAGGAGAAGACCAACAAGAAGAAGAUGGACUUGCUCCGGCAGGAGAACCGGGACCUCACCCGGCCCCUGGAGGAGAAGCUCAAACAGCAGCGGGCCUUGGAGGAGGAGCUCAAAACCUACACCAAGGACAAGAUGGCCCUGAAAAAUUUGAAGGCGCACUUCAAGAAGCUCGAGGAGCAAAUCACGGAGGCCAAGCAGGAGUACAGGACUUGCGAGGACAAGUACCGGAAGAUGGAGAAGGAGCGAGAUGACUUGUACAAGCGCUUCAAGAAGGCAGUGCAAGAAAUCCAGCGCAAGGCAGAACUCGGGAAGAAUGUCGUCCUGGAGAAGAAGCUCGAAACACUCGCGCAGCAGUUCGAUGAGAAGCAAGCGCAGCUCACCGAAGUCCUGACCAAUGCAAGACUGGAUCCGACCAUUGUUGCCAAUGUCACGAAGAAGUUGGAGCAAGUCCUCGGUGCCAAGAACCGGCAGAUCAAGGACCUCCAAUACCAGGUUCACCAAUCCACGAAGCAAUACAACGACACCAUCCGCGUCUACGAGAGCAAGCUCCAGGGGCUGGGUGUCGAUCCAGAGGAAAUCGGCUUCGAGGCCAUUCAGACGGCGACAUCUCUGAUGCCAGCGCGCCUGGUGACGCGAGCCUGCGACUUAGUUCUUUGUUUUUUACCGAAACACAGAAACUCACAGAAGGGUUAG
Molecule: messenger RNA, 1473 nt
Organism: Symbiodinium sp. CCMP2592
Lineage: Eukaryota; Dinophyceae; Suessiales; Symbiodiniaceae
Source: the annotation of a GenBank genome assembly